AUUCUUCUUUCUUCAUCAAUCUUAUCUUGGUCUUCUUUCCAUCUUCCCCUGAAACCCUUUUUUCCCUAAUAAUGGAGGAAUCAGAAGAGGGUAUUGUUGAAGUAAGAGAGGAAUGUAUGGUUUCCCCAACUGGUGGAGAGCCUACAAUUAGAAAAGCACAUUUCAUCAAACCUUCCACAGAUUCCAUUACUGAACCCUUCUCCAAACUUCACUUUCUCUCUCUAUCCUCCUUUCCGGCAGCUUUUAACCCGAAAAACUGUGCUUUGGAGGUCAACUUCAAUGGGUGGAGAUACCCACAAAAAGAUUGGACGGCUUGGGUGGAAAAGAUGGCUUCUUUGCACGAGUCUACCUGGAAGAAAGCUGGUAUCUAUGAAGCCAUCAUUACCUCUACUUACACCAUACCUAGAAGUGAUGAUUUGGUCUUUGGGGUUGCAGAGAGAUGGUUUGAUGAAACCAAAAGCUUCAUCUUUCCAUGGGGUGAAGCUACAAUCACACUAGAAGACAUCAUGAUUUUGGGGGGUUUUUCUGUUCUUGGCUUCCCUGUUUUCUAUGCGCUUGAAACUGAUGAAUUGAAGGAGACAAUGGAAAAGCUUGAGAAUGCAAGGACAGAAUUUAGUAGGACUCCAGCUAAAAAGGCGAGGCAUUUACCAUGGAUGAAGAAAUUCAUGGAUACUAAUAGUGAAAUCGAGCACGAGGCACUUUUGGCAUUGUGGCUAUCAAGGUUCGUUUUCCCAUCCGGUCUCAAAUUAAUUACAAAAAGUAUUUUACCUAUUGCUAUACAUCUUGCUAGAGGCACUAGGAUUGCACUUGCACCUGCUGUUCUUGCUAGUAUCUAUAGGGAUUUGAGUGUGUUAAAAGCAGUCUUUGUUUCAAGAAGAGAAUUACUUGAUCAUGAGAAGAGUAGAGGUCAUAGGUUAGCUACUAUUAACAUUUGGUCACCGUUUCAAUUGGUUCAAGUUUGGACAUGGGAGAGGUUCUUAGAGUUGCGACCAAAGCCAAAUUUGAUAAGAAAUGGUGAGCCAAGGUUAGCUAGAUGGCAUGACCUUAAGAGCAAAGUCAAGAAUGUGAGGUCAGUUCUAGACUUAGCCACAGGAGGUUUUGAGUGGCGCCCUUAUGUUAAGACACUAACAAACUGGAAGUUUCCCAAGUUUUAUGAUGAAAGGGGAAUGUGGGUAUCAGUUGAUUCAGGUCUCAAUGAUGAACUGUCGGUGUUUGCUCAAUGCUUGAGGGUGUCAGAACUUGUUGGACUUGACCAUGUAGAACAAUACCUUCCUCAUAGAGUAGCAUUGCAGUUUGGACUGGAUCAAGAUCUUCCUGGUUUUGUUGCUAGAUCAGAUGGCAAUCCUGAAAUUGCUUGGGAUAAUUAUAGUAGGCCAGUUGGUGGUGGGACCCUGUAUAUUCCAUCCAGGUUUUAUGAGGCAGAUGUUACAACCCGUUACUUGGAAUGGUGGAAAGAAUCAGCAUCAAGUCUUCAAGAGCCAGGAGAUUUUUCUGGAAGCUUUAACAUCAGCCCAUUACUUGGAAUGGUGGUAAAUGCAACUUCUACUUUUGGUAUUGCUUGUGCUUUGAACUUGAAACGGAAGACGGAAGUUGACAUUGUAGGUGCUCCUUCGAAGAUUUUGAAAAGUUCAGCUCAAAGUUCUAAAAUAAAGGAGGACAAUUGUGUUUCCGUUCCUCUUUUAUCUCCUCCAAAGAGUUUUCAAGGAGCAAUUGGGUGUUCAGAAGAAAAGAGGAAACCCAUCAUUGCUGCUUCUCGUCUUGAUCUUGAUUCAUACAGUUCAGAAAACUCCAUUCUUGUUUUGGAAGCCAAAAAAAGUGAAAAUAGUAAUUCUGUUUUGGCGAAGUCUCCUUUUAGGACCUCAAAUGAAGUACUUCAUUUUGGAGUUCAGAAGAAACUUGACACUUCCUCUACCUCACCUGCUUUUCCUCCCAAGGGAAAAAUAGUGGAAGCAAACGGUUCCUUUGAUGAAGAUGGCAUGACCACUAGAGAAGUUAUAAGAUCUUUUAGCAAGCAAGAUUGUGAUUGUGAAAAGCCUAGAGAUUCCGAAAGUCAUUCUCUGGAUUCUGUCACUGAAGCUCAACUGACACUUUCAGGUUUGGCAAUAUUGAAAUCUAGAAACAAGCUUGAGAUAGUUGAGUAUAGAGAGUUAAGAAAUAAUGGAAAUUCAUCUCAUCCGUGUCAAGGGCUUCUGUCUUCAACCACCGAGAGCAGAUGUUCGAGAUGUAAGCAGUUGCUUACAGCAUCCUCAGAGAAAUUCAAGCCAAAUGACUCUGCCAAUGGAGGAUCAAAGAUUAGUAUUCCCACUGUGUUUGAGAGUCGUGCAGAAAAUCCCAUCAUGGACAACAGUGGCAGCCCUGAUAGUGAAAAGGAAGAUGGAAAUAGCUAUCUGGUUCAGAUGUCAGGGUUAGACCUUGACACCUGGAUCAUCAAGCUGGAAGGAAUGGUUGGUAGGCUUAAAGCAAUAAGGAAUGGCUCAAAGGUCUAGGAAGUCAAUACUAGCUGCCUGAGUUGGCUUGGUUAGUCUCCUUUUUCUUGAUGCAUGAAGAUGUUGAUUAUGCCUGCUACAAGCCUGUUCACAAUGACUGACCAAUGCACGGUUGUGCAUUCUGUAAUCAGUACUCCUUUUGUUUUGCAUGAGAACAUUCCAUCUUAUGUAUAUAUGUAUAUUAUCAGCUUUUUGCUGACUUACCGAGGAUUUCAUUCCGUAGACCCUUAAUGUACAUUAAUCUCCAGCAAUAUAUUUCUUAGUUACCC
Molecule: messenger RNA, 2755 nt
Organism: Rubroshorea leprosula
Lineage: Eukaryota; Viridiplantae; Streptophyta; Magnoliopsida; Malvales; Dipterocarpaceae
Source: the annotation of a GenBank genome assembly